Molecule: messenger RNA, 1438 nt
Organism: Hypoxylon fragiforme
Lineage: Eukaryota; Fungi; Ascomycota; Sordariomycetes; Xylariales; Hypoxylaceae
Exons: 2
Coding region: 326-1036 (236 amino acids)
Source: RefSeq, a predicted model, not a curated record
AGAUAGUAUCAAUUCGUAGAACUUAAAUAUACCUACUAAUACCUACCUAUUAUAGUACUAUACUCAGGCAAUAAACUCCCGUAGAGUCUCGCAGCCUCAUAAGUAGGCAGCCAACAGACCCUCAAAAAAACUACCUGGCCUACUAAACCAAAGAUCCUAACACUAGACCCUGCAGGAGUGGGACUCGGUAUUUGAAGUCCCGACCGGCAACUUUGAUAGGAUUCCGAUUCGCGGCGCACUGCAUUUCACUACCUACCUCACUUCAAUACACCUUCCUUUAACCUCCCUAUAUUAACGACCGCGUACUUCCUAACCCAGGAGCACAAUGGGCAUCAUCAGGACCGCGCUCCUCACAAGCCUGUACGGCGUGACCGGCGGCGUCGCCAGCGUCGGCGCGGGGAUGGCCUACCUCGCCGCCUCCACCACCCUCGUCGACCUCACCAAGAGCGACCCCAUGUUCAAGACCAAGACCUACGCCAGGUACAACCCCAAGGACAACCCCGCCCUCCAGGACGUCGUCAUCAAGCGUGUCCCGCUGUCCAAGAUCCGCCCCGAGCUGCGCGACAGCGAGGAGGCGCUCACGCUCGAGUUCUGCCGUGGCGUGUGGAGCCGCUGGGGCUUCUGGCCCCAAAGCAAAUUCCACGCGCGCUACGACCACCCCCCCGGCCUCACAGACACGCUCUGGUCGACCUCCGACCUCGCCGUCGCCACCUACCCCCCCGGCCUGAAAUUCUCAAACCACUUCGAGGUCGUCGGCAACGAGGGCGCCGAGAUCGUCGUGCGCUGCGGCGGGUCCCCGCUCGAGCCCGGCUUGCGGAACUCGGACGGCUUGGUCUUCAUCAGCGCGCGCGUCGAUCGCGAGAGCGAGGUCGCGGAGUUCAGGCUUAAGUCGGCGUUGUUUAAUAGCGCGGCGGAGGGGAAGGGGAAGGGGAAGGGGGAGGGGGAGAAGCACCCGAUUCCGCCGAAGAUUGAGUUUCUGCAUACGUGGUAUGUGCGUAUGCUGGUGCAGAGUGCGGUGGGGAAUGUGAAGGCGUGAGGGGAGGGGAGGGGAUGGGGAUGGGGGAGAUAGGUGCUAGGUAGGCAGAUGUGCAUAGAGGGCCUGAAAUGUGGUGGUUUUUGGGAUGUGCUUGGAUGAGUGGGUGAGUGGAGGUGGGAGUUUAUACCCUCGAUAUUCUAUCCUAUAGCCUUUUUCUCUGGUUGACUUCACGUGGUUCAUGUCAGAUCGAUACCUAUCUAUGUACCUACUCAACUAAUUAAUCAAGUAAAGAUCAUGCGCUCGUCUCGACAGAUUCAAUAUCUCUUUUACUCACUCACUCACUCACCCAUCCGUCACAUCACCCUAAUGGCAUUGGGAGUCCUAUCUCAGGAUUGCCAUUCGUCACCCAUAUCAUUCCACUACCUAGGUACCUACCUAGCAAGAACACACCAAAAUCAACAC